AUGUUUUCGUGUUUCUUUCUUCAGAUUGAAUCGGAGGACGGCGAAGGUGCGAUGCACGGGGCGGAGGAGCAGGGGCAGGAGCAGGGGGCUGAAGACACAGAGAAGAACAAAGAUGAAGAAGACAUGGAGGAGGAGGAGACGGAGGAGGAGGAGGAUGGUGAAUGGGAGGAGGAGCGUAGUGAUGGCACGGAGCAAGGGCGGGGGGACGACACGGAUGAGGGCGCGAGCGAAGAUGAGCAGGCAGGGAAUGGAAAGCGGAAGCGUAGUAGCGGCAAACAAAAGGCCCCGGUCAAGAGAAGGGCUCAGCCAGCUCAGCACAACAACACCAGAAGCCGCGCACAACAGCCACCCGAGCGUCAACGAGGGGGUCCUGUGUCGGAAAAUGGCGGAAGCAAGCACGCUAAGCGUCGCUCCACGUGUAAAAACCCGUGUUGCAACAAAACACCGUCGUUCGGCGUGGAGGGCACCAAGACGGUGCAGUUCUGUUACUCGCAUGCCAGGUCGGGUAUGGUGAACCUUAAGAACAGGAGGUGUGAAAACCCGGAUUGCAACAAACAACAGCCGUCGUACGGCGUGGAGGGCACGACGAAGGGGCGGUUCUGCUUCGAACACAAGGAAGCGGGAAUGAUGAACGUCGUCGGCAAAAGGUGCGACCACCCGGAUUGCAACAAACAUCCGUCGUUCGGCGUGGAGGGCACCAAGACGGCACUGUUCUGCUCCAAGCACGCCAUGCAGGGAAUGGUGAACCUCAAGCAGAAGACGUGUGGCCAACAUGGUUGCACCACUUCGGCGACGUGCAGAGCGGAGGGCACCAAGACGGCACUGUUCUGCUCCAAGCACGCCAUGCAGGGAAUGGUGAACCUCAAGCAGAAGACGUGUGGCCAACAUGGUUGCACCACUUCGGCGACGUGCAGAGCGGAGGGCACCAAGACGGCACUGUUCUGCUCCAAGCACGCCAUGCAGGGAAUGGUGAACCUCAAGCAGAAGACGUGUGGCCAACAUGGUUGCACCACUUCGGCGACGUGCAGAGCGGAGGGCACCAAGACGGCACUGUUCUGCUCCAAGCACGCCAUGCAGGGAAUGGUGAGCGUCAGCAAGAAGUGUGGCCGCCACGGUUGCACCAAGCACCGGACGUACGGCGUGGACGGUGGGAAGCGGGAAUUUUGCGCCGAACACGCUGAGGGGGGGAUGGUGGACUUCACAGACAAGUGUAGGAGAAAGAAUACGUAAACAAACUGUCUCAAGCGUUUUGUAAGAAAUACGGUGUGGUUACUUCAGUUAGAGGGGCGGCGUGCACGCAAGCGGGUGUCCCUCCACCAUUAAUCGUGAGCCUUGAUUUUCGGGUUGGGGGAGGGGGGGCUUUGAAUAUUUUAGCGGGGACGUCGACACGCAAAAUUGUAUUGCGUUAGCAGAGUCAGUAUGCAGUGUACACGCGGUGAAAGUGACGUUUGAAGAGGUGCCUGCUGUGGACGACGAUAUGAACAUCGACGGUGAAGCAACCAAAAUCAGUUAACACGAAAGCGUUCUCACCAUCUACGUCACAUGCUUUAACAGCGCACCCAAAACGCAUAUUUGUUCGUUGGUGAUGCUGUGACGAGUGCGGAGAUCGGGGGUGAGGCGCCAACCUGGCACGGAUGGGUAGGCGUAUAUUCAGAGGGAGCAGAAACAUGGGCUUUGUGGCGCGUUC
Molecule: messenger RNA, 1687 nt
Organism: Ectocarpus sp. CCAP 1310/34
Lineage: Eukaryota; Phaeophyceae; Ectocarpales; Ectocarpaceae
Source: the annotation of a GenBank genome assembly